Molecule: messenger RNA, 1449 nt
Organism: Drosophila erecta
Lineage: Eukaryota; Metazoa; Arthropoda; Insecta; Diptera; Drosophilidae
Product: serine protease gd
Exons: 3
Coding region: 41-1360 (439 amino acids)
Biological process (GO): proteolysis
Molecular function (GO): serine-type endopeptidase activity
Source: RefSeq, a predicted model, not a curated record
UCUCGUUCAGCUCCAUUCAGCAUUGGUUGGUACCGUCGCAAUGGCAAUCUGGUGGCUGACCUUGCUGGGCCUUUGUCUCAGUCUGCAGCUCGGCUCGGCGUUGCAGGUGCCGCAGCACAACUGCGAUAGGUAUUUCUCCUACUACAAAGAGGGCUGUGGAGCCUACAUUGGCGUCUUCACCGCACCACGCGGCGGUGUGAACAGCCUAUCAUGGGAGGUGGUCUUCACUGCUCACGGAACUGAACAGGCAAACACUGUGAGCUCCCUCACUCCGUAUCCCAAUAAGGAAUCUGCCUUUGAGAAGAUACACAGAGGAGAACGUGGCGAGGUUUUUGUCCGCUUCCAGGACUUCGGAAACGAGCUGCCCAAACUAGUCCGGGUGAAAUUUAACGACGAGGUUCUCUGCCAAAACGAAGAAUAUGACGCCCCUUCGAGCACAAUGACCCGACGCCAGACCAUGUCCACCUCAUCGUACAUUGGACAACAGUCAGCCCCAAGGGAAAUGGUGCCCCAGUCGCGUCCAGUGCAGAGCACAUCGAGCAUUGUCUCCAAUCCAUUCCUUCCUCAAAUCAGGCCCAGAGUAGAGUCCGACUUUGAGGAGUGCGGCGUGGAGGGCUUUGCGCCCCUUCAGAUUGGAGGCGACCUGGUGACCCGUGGUCAGUAUCCCUGGCUAGCGGCUCUUUAUGAAGGGGCAUCCACGGUUUCGUACAAAUGUGUGGUCUCGGUAAUCUCGAAGCGGACUGUGAUGACUGCAGCUCACUGCAUUUAUGGAAAGAGUGCCAGCCAACUGUGGGUCUAUCUGGGCAGGCAUGAUCGCAACGAGAAUCCUGAGAACGGAGCCUCUCUGGUCAGCGUGCGCAGCGUGCUGACUCCGUCCGCCUACGAGGGCAAUCCAGUUCCGGACGCGGACGUGGGCCUGCUGGUGCUGAACGAGCCGAUGGUGUACACCAAGUACAUUCAACCCCUCUGCCUCUGGGGCUCCCAUAUGGGCUUGCCGCCGAACGAGGGCGACACCGGAGCAGUAGCCGGGUGGGGCUACGACAGGAGUGCCCAGAAGACGCGUUUUCCCAAGACAGUGAGUGUGCGAUUGGUGCCUCGGGAUCAGUGCCUCAAGGAGAUGAAGCGGGCGGAGGACUUCAUCACGCAGCGCACCGUAUGUGCUGGCAAUUCAGAGUCACAUGGUCCCUGCUUCGGAGACUCCGGAUCUGCUCUGAUCGUCCUGCGAAACAAUCGAUGGUACGUUCGGGGAGUGGUGUCCUUAUCGCCUCGCCGCGGAGAUAUUUGCGACCUCAGCAAGUAUGUCAUCUACUGCGAUGUUGCAAAGCACAUCGACUGGGUACGUCAAAAUAUGGUCAUGUGAGGCGCUCAAGUAAUUAUGAUGUGACGAUACAGGAAAACACAGCAAUUGAUGUACAAAAUUCUCAAUAAAUCUUUAAGUUCUAUAGAAGA